AUGGCCCGCUUACCGAAAAGAUACCAUAUAUCGCGGAUUCUGAACAAGCUGUCAAGCGAUGGUAUGUUAAUCCAGAAAUGUGCGAGCGGUGUGAGCGUAUCAGCAAUAGAAAGUGACAGAGUCAAGGAAUAUAUAUUGAUGAAGAAAGCUAAAGAGAAGUAGGAAGGGAGAGGCGAGCGCAAAGGUUUUAUACCAUCGCUCGGGUGGCACAGCC
Molecule: messenger RNA, 214 nt
Organism: Linderina pennispora
Lineage: Eukaryota; Fungi; Kickxellomycota; Kickxellomycetes; Kickxellales; Kickxellaceae
Exons: 3
Coding region: 1-162 (53 amino acids)
Source: RefSeq, a predicted model, not a curated record